AUGCCUCAUAGAAGCUCAAUCACACUAGAAUAUCAUCGGUUGGGGGAGGGUGAACGAGUCGGUCACCUUGCCGUAAACGCCAGCCCGCCGCCCGGUGCAUUUUCCAUUCAUCUGAGCACGUUCCUAUCCAGGUUGCAAAGGCUCGCAAGCUCUGCUCUAAAGAAUCUCAAAUCUCAUAGUCGCCAGGCGAAGAUGCUUCACAUGUCGUGCAGUGACGUCGCUGCCCAGACUUCAAAACCACCUCAUCUGAACGCUUCCAUCGCAGACACUCCAACUCCGCUCAACCUACCACAAGAGCUCUUUUGGAUAGAUUUAUUUUUAGAAUAUCAUUCUCCUAUUGACCUAUUAGGGCGCUAUUCCCCCUUGCUCCCCUACUUCUCUGCAUCAAAGCACCAUGUCCACCUCCACCGGAGAGGGGUCUGCAGUCCCCGCCGCGAGUCGAGGAUCCUGGUCUUCUUUCCUCAAGGCAAGUUAAACAGUUGCUUGUUGCCCGCUGUCUCAAUUGCUUCGUUCAACGGCGACCUUUCCUCCCUUACCGCCCCUCCCUUCAUUCUCUCCGGCACCUCGCUCGUCGAAUACUCCGCUUACUGGGCUGAACACCCAGCGCUCUUUGUUGCACCAGCAAAGGAGCCGGACCCGGCAAAGAGAGCGUUGCUGGUGCUGAAGUGGUUCUUGAGCACACUGCACCAGCAGUAUGCGACCAGAAGCGAGAAACUUGGGAGUGAGAAAAAGCCGCUGAAUCCGUUUCUGGGUGAGCUGUUUCUAGGCAAAUGGGAUCACGAGGAUGCUGGAGAGACAGAACUGUUUAGUGAACAAGUCAGUCACCAUCCGCCUGUGACAGCAUAUUCGAUUGAAAAUGGAAAGCAUGGUGUUGAGUUACAAGGCUACAAUGCACAGAAAGCUUCGUUCUCAAGUACCAUCAACGUAAAACAAAUCGGACAUGCAAUCUAUUCGCUGCCCACUCCCAACACAUCCGCUGCCGAACGCGAGACUUACUUAAUCACGCUGCCUUCCCUGCAUAUCGAGUCCCUAAUAUACGGCACGCCCUUUGUUGAAUUAGAUCGCUCGAGCCAGAUCGUUAGCUCCACGGGUUACAUUGCCAAAAUCGAUUAUUCCGGGAAAGGUUGGUUGAGCGGGAAAAAGAACACGUUCAGCGCAAUCUUAUACCAUGAAAGCGAAGGGGAAACGAACCCUAUUUACACCGCGAAUGGCCAGUGGUCGAAGGAGUUUGUACUCAAAGAAGCAAGGGGCAAGAAGCUUGAAAUUGAAAAGUACAACGUCAAAACCAUGACCACUACGCCCCUUAGCCUCGCAAAACUGGAAGACCAGGAUAUCUACGAGUCUCGACGCGCCUGGAGGGAUGUUGCCGAAGCCAUCGACCGCGGCGAUAUGGAUGCAACCUCUGUCGCAAAGACCAAAAUAGAAAAUGCCCAGAGAGAAUUACGCAAGAUAGAGCGGGACGAAGGCCGGGAGUGGGAGCGCAGAUUCUUUCGGCGGGUGGAAAUUGAGGAAGAUAAAGUGUUCACAAAGCUGCUAGGCAUGCUGGGAGUAACCGGUCCUGCUGGCGUUGCCAUCGAAAGCGACAAGACCAACGGCGUUUGGCGGUUCGAUCCGGAUUUGGCGAAGAAUGCGGCUCCGCCGUAUCAUACUGAUGGAGGCAGAGGACUCGGACUUGCGCUUGAACCCAGUGUCGAAUAG
This is a messenger RNA of Uncinocarpus reesii 1704, 1698 nucleotides long. Its product is annotated as Kes1p protein. The transcript has 5 exons. Lineage: Eukaryota; Fungi; Ascomycota; Eurotiomycetes; Onygenales; Onygenaceae. Bases 1 to 1698 code for a protein of 565 amino acids. The record is from RefSeq and is a predicted model, not a curated record. Gene Ontology annotation, molecular function: oxysterol binding. Gene Ontology annotation, biological process: endocytosis; maintenance of cell polarity; piecemeal microautophagy of the nucleus. Gene Ontology annotation, cellular component: intracellular membrane-bounded organelle; cytosol; membrane.